GCGUUUCCUGCCGGAGCCGGGGGGGACGCGGAACGCGGCGGACAGCGGAAGCCAAGGGAAGUGCGGGCGGAAGUGGGGGCCCGCCGGGCGGCGCCAUGGGCCGCAGCCGCUCCCGUUCGCCUCCACGGCGCGACCGCAGGCGCUCGCGGUCCACUUCGAGGGAGAGGGAGAGGAGGAGGAGGGAGAGGUCGCGGUCCCGGGACAGGGACAGGAGGAGGAGUCGGUCUCGCUCCCCGCACAGGCGACGGUCCAGGUCGCCGAGGCGGCACAGAUCCAGCUCCUCCUCCCCACCGCGGCUGAAGGAGAGGCGAGACGAGGAGAAGAAGGAGAUAAAGGACUCCAAGGGCAAGGAGCGCCAGAUCACGGAGGAAGAUCUGCAAGGCAAGACGGAAGAGGAAAUCGAGAUGAUGAAAAUGAUGGGAUUUGCCUCUUUUGACACGACCAAAGGGAAGAAAGUGGACGGCGCCGCGAACGCGUACGCCAUCAACGUGUCGCAGAAGAGGAAGUACAGGCAGUACAUGAACAGGAAAGGAGGCUUCAACAGACCGCUGGACUUCAUCGCCUGAUGCUGGGCUCCCUGCGACCCGCGAGGAACGGCCCCGCCGCCGAGCAGCACCGCCUCCCGCAAAACCAUUCUCCCCCAGAACGAUUUUGGGGUUAUUUAUAGCGAGAUCGGGUCUGCUCCCCCUGCCCUGUCGGCGGAGGGGGGGUUAACGCGCGCGCGGUUUCCUGAAGCCGUUGUUUUUCGUUGCGUUCGGUUUGGUUUCUUCCUGCCAGUUGUGUUUGGUUUUUUUUUCUCCCAUUGCGUUUUUAUUUGAAAUAACUCGGUGCUGUCCAUUUCCAUUAAAACCCGUAUAUAUUUUUCCUUUA
Messenger RNA from Oxyura jamaicensis (ruddy duck), 870 nucleotides. RefSeq names its product small nuclear ribonucleoprotein U4/U6.U5 subunit 27 (gene SNRNP27). The transcript is spliced from 6 exons. Lineage: Eukaryota; Metazoa; Chordata; Aves; Anseriformes; Anatidae. The record is from RefSeq and is a predicted model, not a curated record. Gene Ontology annotation, cellular component: precatalytic spliceosome. Bases 96 to 566 code for a protein of 156 amino acids. Gene Ontology annotation, biological process: RNA splicing.